UUCAGUGCACAGUUAGCACGGGCCAUGUCUCCAUCUGUCUGAACACGGACUGUGGAGCAGCGCCGUGGUUUCGCCGGUGUGUGGACCUGUUUUAUGAAUGGAGCCUCGUCGUAAAGGCUAGCAGGCUGGGUGGCUAACCUGCUAGCUCAUUAGCUGGAGCCACGUGUUGCAUUCAGGGUCCGCCCUCUUCGCCUCCACUCACACACACACACACACACGUGUCAAUAUGGCAGGCAGGAAAGAAGUAUUUCAAUCAAAAGUUCUCCAGAAGCUUUACCCUGAAGCUGCCAAACCGGAGAAGGAACCCAGCCCACCGAGCAUAGUAGAGGCUCUAUCCAGAAAAAGCCAUGUGAAAAGAAAAGCUUCUCAACAGGACACUGCCAUUGGGGAUGCUGGGACGACACACAGUGCAGCCAAUCCGGGCAAGCGGAUGUACACAGCCCUACCUCCUCCUGCAGACUACAAGACGGAUUCAGAGAAGUCCGUCACACUCCCCCAGCUAGAAAGCAUAAAUAGUGCUGAGGACCCAGCUGGGGCACUUCUAAAAUAUUUUGGAGCAUCCUCUGCCACUGGUGGUCAGGAUGAGCCACCCACCUCCCCCGCUAGACAGGACUCUGCUGAAGAUCAGGAUGAGGAGGAGCAGCCAUCUACCUCAUCAGCUACACAUUCUGGAAUGGUCUUGACCCUUCAGGAUGAGCCACCAUCUAUGUCGUCAGCAGUGUCCCCUCAAAUAUCUGACAUUGAGGAUGAAGACCUCUUUGCCUCUAGGCCUACUUCUCCCCAGCAUGAGCCUUCAGAAACACCUGGAGCUGAACCCCCACUGAGCCCCACUGAAGAUGAGCCUCUGUCUACUGACCCUGCUAGCUGGCCCUCACCUCUGACUGACAGGAUUCGGACUGAGCUGGUUCGAAGAGGACCAAAGGAGAGCGUCCAUGAUACCAAUGAGGAAUCAGACCCAGAUAAAGAGGAGGAAGAACAGAAAAGAAAACGGAAGAGAAGGAAAAAGAAACCAGCCCUCCACCAAAACUCUAGGAAAGGUGAUGCAGCUCCAGUGAGUGAGUCCAGCACAGGUCAGAGUCGGACACCUGAGGAUGAGGGAGGAGAGCACAUUAGCAAGAACAAGAAGAGGAAGCUGAAGAAGAAACGGCACAAAGAGAAGCUGCUCUCCAUGGGUCUGAUGCCCCGGGCCACCGCACUGGAGUUCACAUACCGAAAAGAUGGGGAGGAGGAGGAGGAAGACGAGGACGAUAACAACAAGAGGAGAGCUGCUGAGGUGUCAGAAUUCCUCAGGACAACAAUGGAAAUCUAUAUGUCAGAUUCCUCGGUGCGUGCAGACCAUCGCCCUCUCCUGUCUGGGACGGUGAAUGACCUCUUGAGCAGCAUAGCCAGCGGAUGCCUGCCCCCCGCUGUCCUGAAGCAGCUCUCCGGUCUCAAGGCCUUUGUUCAGCAGCAACAGGCAGACAAACUGGAGAAAGCACUGGGGGAGCUCUUCCACACUUCUCCUAUGUCUGCGGAAGAAACCGCUGCAGUCGUUUCACUGUUCCAGUACUGGAUCACAGACAUUCUACCCAUGCAGGGAGAGAAGAAGACAGCUUUCUCCGAUGCACCCAUGAGGCAGUGACUCACACUGAAGCAGAGACGCUACCCAAUGAUUAUUCCCGUUGUGCUCCAUUUCUUAUUCAAAUGUUGUACUUUUUACACUGCACAACGUUGGAUUUUACAAGAUGCUGCACAACAUAUUUGUAUAAUUCAUUUUUUUUUUUUCCAUUUGAUCUUCCCUUGUCUGAUCCAUUUUCAUGUCUUCUAUCUGUUAAUACUGAGCUUGGCAAAUCCUUCUGCGCACCAUGAGUAAGCUUGAAGUUAGUCAUUAUCUUACCGUAUUUUCCGCACUAUAGGGCGCACUGGAUUAUAAAACGCACUGUCAAUGAAUGGUCUAUUUUCGAUCUUUUUUCAUAUAUAAGGCGCACCGGACUAUAAGGCGCAUUAAGCGAAACAAAACAGUCAGUCAGUCAAACUUCCUCCACUUCCGUAGCAUUGAUUCAUUAAUGUUGAAUUCUCUCGCAGCUGCUC
Molecule: messenger RNA, 2070 nt
Organism: Anoplopoma fimbria (sablefish)
Lineage: Eukaryota; Metazoa; Chordata; Actinopteri; Perciformes; Anoplopomatidae
Product: glutamate-rich protein 1
Exons: 8
Coding region: 227-1621 (464 amino acids)
Source: RefSeq, a predicted model, not a curated record